This is a messenger RNA of Porites evermanni, 483 nucleotides long. Lineage: Eukaryota; Metazoa; Cnidaria; Anthozoa; Scleractinia; Poritidae. The record is from the annotation of a GenBank genome assembly.
AUGAAAGAAACUCUCCUUUGUUUUUUUCUAGGCGCUUGCGGUACCCGCACCUCCUUCAAACCAUGUCCAAAAAAAUGCUCACCGAAAGAACGGCCUGUUUGCGGCUCGGACAAGAAAACGUACAAAAAUGGCUGCUUUCUUGCUCUUGCCAAGUGUGGUUUGCCCAAGAAAGACAGAGGCUCACUACGUUUAGAGUACAACGGGCCUUGUGGGGCACCUGCCACACCUAAACCAUGCCCCAGAUGGGAGGACUGCAAAAUCAUAGAUAAACCUGUGUGCGGGACGGAUGGCAAAACCUACCCAAAUGUUUGCCGCUUGCGGGUUGCCAUGUGUCACGCGCGGAGAAACAAGCACAGGCCCAUCAAACUUAGACACAGAAGUGCGUGCAAGACCAGGAAGGGAAAGAAAGAAAAAGGAAAGAAAGGCAAAAAGAAUAAGAAGGAAAGAUCUAAUCGUAAAGGAAGAAAAGACAGGAAGGAAUAA